CGCGGCAUUGUUGGAACGGGGCAGCAAAACACCACAGCAGGCGGCGGCCAUAUUACGGUCCCCUCGCCGCCCCUCUCCCGCCCGCCCCGCACACGGCCGCCAUGGAGGAGACCAAGAUCAUUUACCACAUAGACGACGAGGAGACGCCCUACCUGGUCAAGAUACCCAAGGCGCCGGACAAAGUCACGCUGGCGGACUUCAAGAAUGUCCUCAACAGACCCAGCUACAAGUUUUUUUUCAAGUCCAUGGACGACGAUUUCGGGGUUGUCAAGGAGGAAAUAAUAGACGAUGACGCGCCGCUGCCUUGUUUCAACGGUCGGGUUGUGUCCUGGAUUGUGUCAGCAGACAGUAGUGUUGUAUCAGACAAUGUGUCACAGUGUGCAGAGGUGGAGGGAGGACGGCCGCCCCCUUAUCACCAUGGAGAAACCACCAGUCAGCUUGAAGAUUCUACUUGUACAGAAACCGAGAGUGUUAUCUCCACACGAAGAGACCGGCACCACAGAAGUUCGCGACAUCAUAAGUUUGAUAAGUACAAUGACCGGCACUUUGUGGAUCCAAUGCGGAUCAACGGCCAUGGGACCCGCGUGCCCCGCCACCAUGGCUACGAGUCCUCCUCCAUGAUCAGCUCAGACCUGGAGUCCACGAGCUUCUUUGAUUCUGACGAUGACGCCUCCAGUCGCAUCACAGCCACCACCACGGGGAGCAGUAGUGUGUCAAGGCUACACGCGCGGCACAGGCGGAAAAAGCAGCGCCGGCACCGUCUGCAGCCUGCCAUGUCCCGCACCUCCUCCAUCUCCUCCAUCACAGACUCUACCAUGUCCCUCAACAUCAUCACCGUCACCCUCAACAUGGACACGGUCAACUUCCUGGGCAUCUCCAUCGUGGGCCAGUCCAGCAAAGGGGGAGACGGCGGAAUCUACGUGGGCUCAAUAAUGAAGGGAGGUGCUGUGGCUCUGGAUGGUCGCAUUGAGCCAGGGGACAUGAUACUCCAGGUCAACGAUAUUAACUUUGAGAACAUGAGUAAUGACGAGGCUGUUAGGGUGCUUAGGGAAGUUGUUCAAAAGCCUGGGCCUAUAAAACUUGUGGUUGCCAAGUGUUGGGAUCCAAACCCCAAAGGCUACUUCACCAUACCACGAACAGAGCCGGUGCGACCCAUCGACCCCGGGGCCUGGGUGGCUCACACACAGGCGUGCCGGGGGCUGCCAGGCGAGUUCCCUGGCCGCCCACCCUCUGUCAGCACCCUCACCUCCACCAGCUCCUCCAUCACCUCCAGCAUCCCAGAGUCCGAGAGGUACCAGGGACUCGGGAAACCUAGCUUCUCUUUUGGGCCGUAUGAAGAAAUGAAGCUUACAAUCAAUACUCCGAUGGACACCAUAGUGAGAACAAUGGCAGCUCCCGACUCUGGCCUGGAGAUUAGAGACCGAAUGUGGCUCAAAAUCACCAUACCUAAUGCAUUCAUUGGGGCUGACGUGGUGGAUUGGCUGCACCAGAGAGUCGAUGGCUUCCAGGACCGGCGGGAGGCAAGGAAGUACGCGGCUCAGAUGCUCAAGGCGGGCUACAUUAGACAUACUGUUAAUAAGAAGGACUUCUCGGAGCAGUGCUACUAUGUGUUUGGUGACCUUUGUGCCAAUAUGAUACUCACAGGCUUAGCAGGGUUGAAGCUGGGUGAGGACGACACUCUGAGCGAGGCGGACAGGGACACCCUCGCCCCUCUGCCCCCACCCUCAGGCACCUCCCCCUGGGGUGGCCCACACAUGCCUUAUGCUGGCACUUAUGUCCCCCCUGCCACUGGCUUCACACCCAUGCCGUUUAAUUACACCAAUGAAUCCUUUGCAUUUAAUAGAGAUGGCAGUACUAACAGUGGCUCAGGUAGCAGCGGAGGGACCCAGAAGAAAGUGGAAAGGAAGUCGGCGUCUCCAGCACAGAGUGGGAGUGAUAGCGAGGCCAGCCAGCGCAGCGCCCGCCGGAUAGGGAGUGGUGGGACUGGGUCAGGCAGUGGUAGUGUUGGUGGAGGGGGCGGCGGUGGCGGUAGUAGUGGUGUAGGAGGGGGAGGGACAGUUGGCACGGGGGGAGGAUCUAGCGGUUCAGAGCGUUCCACAGCCACCACCUUGUCCCAGCCGCCCCAGCAGCCCCACCUGCCUCACCCCUCUCUUCAGCACCCCACAGGUGUGCCCCAAGUGUUUGCCUCACACCCUCAACACCCCCCACACCCUCAACACCCCCCACACCCUCAACACCCCCCACACCCUCCACACACCCCACAUCCCCCACACCCUCCACAUCCCCCACACACCACACACAAUACACAUCCCCCUCCCUCCCAUCAAAAGGGAAUUCCCCCAUUAUUGCCCCCACAUCCAACACAUCCCCACCCCCCUCCAGCGGGCAUCCCUCCCCAGCCCCACAGUCACCCCCACCCAGCAGGCAUCCCUCCUUCCCACAACCACCCUCAUCCCCCUCCUCCUGCCGUCCCUCAUCCUCAGUCUAGCCAGCCUAACCCUACUGCCCCUCCUGCCCGUCUGGUGGAGCAGAUGGCUCCUGACCUAGCUGCCAGCACCAACAGUUUCAGCCUGGCCAUGGACAACCCCUGCAACUUUUUUGUUGAUUCUGUUUGAAGCUUUAAUUGUUUUGAGGAGGACAUCCAGGGUUACCAGUUCAGUGACCGCAGCUAGUCACGUGGAAGAGGGCCAGGGACCCAGCGCGAGCUUAAAUCUCAGCGAAAAAUGUGUCAAAUCUCAGUGGAAGCUGCUAAGUGUUAUCAACCUAAGUGAUGUAACUAUCUGCUUCAUGUUGCUUCUCAAAGGCCUUGCCCCAAGUUGUGCUUCAGAACCUGACCAAGACCAGUGGCAUAAGCACCGUAAGGGAGUUUCCAGGUAGGGACUACAAUAACUCAGCCCUGAUAAUAUAUAUUUUUCUAUGAGUGCACCAACAGUAAUCAAUCCACCGGCAGCUCAAUGUGACUUACAGGGUGGAUUCUUUCUCCAGUAAAAUCCGAAGAAGGCAUCUCAUACAGUGUUCACAAAACUUGACGUACUUGAUCAUGUGCAUCAUGAAAAUGAUUAAUCUAUUAAGUGGUAUUGAUAUCCCGAGGCUUAGCCAUUGUCAGUGAGUAUUCGUAAGUGAAGUGAAAAAAAGUAUUAUAUAGCUACAUGGCAAACUGACAAACUCCUAAUCGCAUGUUGAUGGAGGUGUGGAGACAGUGGAACUAACCACCAGAUAGCAAGUUUUCCCCAGAUAUUAUAGACCUGAACUUUGUGAUAAGGUUCAUGCAAUUUCUGUUAUAUCAAAAUCAAAGUGAACUGAAAAUGUGGAGUAUGUAUACCUAACAAAUUUUGGCAUGGCAUUUAGUGGUAAUGCUGGCAAAUAUGUGAAUGUGCAAAGGUAAUCAGUUUCUUCAUUGACUCCCCUCUCAUGGAAAGGAAAGGAAGUAUGUGGGUUAGUGCUCUCUAAGUGCAAUUUACUAAAAAAGUAUCAAAAGGAUGGCUUCAUGAUGUUCAAUUCAAGAUUAUUAUGCAAUAAUGUAACUGAACCAUUAAGUGGUGUCCCAAGGUAACCUAAUGACAUACAUCCAAUUAUGCAAUUUAUAAGUGUGAAGAUAUGGUUAAAGUUAUUUUGAAGGUGCAUUGUUAGUUCUUUGGUCGUUAGUGUGUUUCCCAAAUUUUUAUUUUGAAAUCAAAUUCUGACUGACUCCAGGCUUUAAUAUUGGGACCCUCAGAGUGAAGAAAGAUAAGUUGAAUCUUCUGUAUUGUUAAUUUGGUGGUACAAGUUUGUUUUGUAAAUGAGAUCUAAAGGCACUCGUGUGUUCACAUAUUACAGGCAGAGCAUUCACUUUCCUGAUUUUUGUCAUGAAAAUCAAGAGACAGUGUGGGCUGUGGGUCCGUGUUUACAUGUUACAGUGAAGUGCAGCUACUGUGCUAGUUUUGAACCUGAUUUUAAUGGCAGACUUUGGUUUUAAAAGAAAUUGAUAUUCUAAUUGUAAAUCUAAAUUGCAAAGGACUGUGAGGGAAGCAAAUACAUUUGCUAGGGCAAAACUAUGUAUAUUUGAAGAUUUUGAAGAUAAAUAUGUCCAGAUUGAACAAUGGCUGUUGUAUGUCAGUGCCAGGCCUUCAUUAGAGAAGACCAGGACAGCCACCAGCCACAUACAAGAGUGAUGGUAAUGUAUACGAAGGUUGUUGCUCGUCACAACUUGAUUAUUGCUUUAAUUGGUUAAACUGUGGGCUGUAAGGUGGGGCGCGUGUUUUACAAUGAAGGUGUAGCUAAGACAUCAAAAGCAUCGGCUAAUUUGGUUGUGGCAAAUCAUUUCUGAUCAAGUGGUGGGCUGGUCCUCUGGUUGAUUAAUGAUGCAACCAGAUAGAUAGUCAGGUUAAUAGGUAUUGUUAAAUUGUUCUGUACACCAGCUAAGUAAUGUCUGAGCAGUGUGCGUGUUUGCUGACCACAGUGCUUUCAUCUGUACAUAACUACAUUUGUAUUUUCACAGGAUGAGCUACAUCACAUACCCAUGAAAGGUGAUAGGGCAUAAUUUCAGUACAUUGCUAUCAGCCAUUGCAAGUAGUUGACCAGUUCUUGUGAUCUCCAACCCUCUAAAUUAGAUUCACAAAAUUUGUCCCAAGUUUGCAGUAAUGAUAAAGUGAGGAAACUAGAACAGAAAGGUUACCGAGUCCGUUGCUCAGACACACACGGCUCAAAAAGACACUUGCCCUAACUUAUGAAUUGCUACUCAUCACAAGUACUAGUGGCUCAUUAGUUCCUAAUUAUGCAGCAUUCAGGCACAGACAGAUCUUGAUGAGGACAGCCAUAGCACAAACUCCUGUUAUCUCUUUGUUGCCGUCUACUAGGUACUCUGAUUAUUAAUUAUAAUAUGUACAUUUGUUAAGUUAUAUUGAGCUUGUUUUUAGUAAUUAACAAAUUCUUGGCAGCUUUUUAAUCAGUUAGAGAGAAUUAUACAGCACAAUUUUACUAUGUUCCAGGGUGAACUUUGUCAUCUAAUUGAAGGGCUGGAAGUCACCAUAUCAUACUGUAAAUACAUGAAAUUUGACUGUGUACCAUUGUGUCUUCGCUUGCAGCCUGUGAUGCAAUCAGUCAGACAAUAAGUUUUGUCUUAGUGGUAGUUUUCAGUAUGUUGUCUCUGCCAUUUUAUUGUGAUUUCUGUCUUGUUCCUUUACAUUUUGUAAAUGUAUUUAUGUACAUAGAAAAGUAUGAAAGAAUCUUCUUAACUGCAGAAUUGCUUCUGCAUAUCUGUGACCAUAAUAUAUGCUCGAUAUAUAUAGAUUCUAAAACAUAUUAUUACAGUCUCUCAUGAAAUGCCCCAUUGAUGCAUGGUUUUAUACAUAAAGAAUGAGUAAUUUUAGCUACCACAGUGAAAGGGGUUCAGGUUGAGUGGCAGAGAGAAGGUUGAGGGUUGAGGAGGAGGGGAAGGCUUGGAGGCUCUACAGCUGUUCAUUUUUUAACUUUUACAUACUCCUGCUUCAGGGAUACUCAUUAAUGAAUGCUCUUAAGUAUGUGUUGCAUAAUUCUUGUCACUGGACUACCAUGACGACCUGUAGAUACAAACAACUUGCUUUGCUGGUACAGGUGUAUUAUGUAUUUUUUUAUUGAUUGGCGCAAGACUCAACAUUAACUGUUCAGUGAGGAGCGACCUAAACAAUCUUAAUACUUAUGUUGUGCUUCGUUGAUAACGGUUUGGAUUUGUACUCCGUGGGAUCCAUUCUGGUUCUUAUAACUGUAAGUCAUAGAGGUCAAAAUAUAUACUUGAACAUGU
Molecule: messenger RNA, 5758 nt
Organism: Eriocheir sinensis (Chinese mitten crab)
Lineage: Eukaryota; Metazoa; Arthropoda; Malacostraca; Decapoda; Varunidae
Gene: dsh
Product: segment polarity protein dishevelled homolog DVL-3-like
Exons: 16
Coding region: 102-2615 (837 amino acids)
Biological process (GO): canonical Wnt signaling pathway; intracellular signal transduction
Cellular component (GO): cytosol
Molecular function (GO): frizzled binding
Source: RefSeq, a predicted model, not a curated record